AUGUCAUAAAAAAUAUUUUUAAAAAGCCAAUUUCUCAAUGAAUAGAUGAGUGUUUUGCCACUCAAUGUAUAUGAUGAAUGUACUGUUGUGUCGGUCGACUGUGUAGGGGUUUUUAAAUGUAUAUUUAAUACUGAAGAAAAGAGAGAAAAGGGAAUAGACGAGUUGCGCAGGGGAGUUUUUAAUACUGCCAUUUGUGCAACUUAUCAGAGGCUAGACUCUACCUCCAUAUCGUAGGCUGUAGCGGGGGUCUCGUUGGCGCCUGGAUUUCUGUCACCUGAUUCGGCUGACAUGUCGAUGUCAGGGACAGCCGCAUCGGGCGCGCAACAGUACU
Messenger RNA from Linderina pennispora, 331 nucleotides. RefSeq lists its product as uncharacterized. Bases 46 to 234 code for a protein of 62 amino acids. Lineage: Eukaryota; Fungi; Kickxellomycota; Kickxellomycetes; Kickxellales; Kickxellaceae. The record is from RefSeq and is a predicted model, not a curated record. The transcript is spliced from 2 exons.